AUGUUUUUUGAAAAUGAUGAUUUCAAAUCAACAAUCAAAGAAUUUCCGCAAAUAUUUGCCGGUCUUUCUGCUGCUGGUGGAGCCUUUGCAUUAGGAGCUGCAUUAAAAUGGCCAGCACCGGCUGGACCUCACCUCAAUUGGUUGUGCAAUAUCUUGCUUGCCUUUUACCAUUCACCAGAAUCAUCAUCAAGUAUGCUUCAAAGCCGAAACAAACAUUUUAUUGUAGUCGAGUUAAAUCGAAUGGAAAUAAGAAUAAAAGCUGCUGGAAAAAGUUCUUUCCCUAUGUAG
Clunio marinus is the source of this 288-nucleotide messenger RNA. Lineage: Eukaryota; Metazoa; Arthropoda; Insecta; Diptera; Chironomidae. The record is from the annotation of a GenBank genome assembly.